UUGAAGCUAUUUUGUAUAAUACAUUACACAGACUAAUUGGCCUAAACUCAGAAACAACAGCUUCUUUUCUCCUGGUGUAUAGUAUUUGCUAAAUAAAAGGUUUUCCUGAUUUGCGCGAAUGCAAUUUUUCUUUUCUAAAUUUAUCUCAUAUCAAACUUUUGAAGAGUGGAUAAGAAACAACAUAUUCCCUUGUUCACAAGUCCCCCUAAAAUUCUGCUCCCAAAGAGUGGCCACUAUAGCAGGACAGAAGAUUAGCUAUAAACAGAAAGCUCUAUAUAACCCACAUUUUGACAUCUUCAUCACCUUUUCAUCCACCUGAUCAUUUCCCCAUAUCAAUAACUUCAAAAUCCAGAAUGAGUUCUCACCAGAUGAAUAGAGCAAAACAUUCAGAAGAAGUAAAAGUGGAGACAAUUGAUCAAAGAGAAUCUGCAGGGCAAGGACAACAACAAAGGGAUAUUGAAGUGAUUCACCAAAGUCACCAAUCUGGAAAACCUGCAACCAGUGGCAGUGUAUUGACAGGCGCCGCAGUUGCUGUCGUUAACACUCUCCAGUCUGCCAAAAACGCCAUUUCUGAUAGUAAUAAGCACUAGUGCAAAUCCUCACAAUGUAGGGAAAGUCGUGACUCAUGCAUAUAUGAAUGUCAUUCUUUUUAUUGAACAUGGAGAUGUUCCAAACAUCUUAUGUACUUGUUCUUGUAAUACUAUAUAAAGGUAUAAUUUUGUAUAGAUUGGCAAAUUUCUUUGAUGGACUUCCAUAGAUGUAAGAUUUUACAAAACUUUUUGUCAUCCAAGGUCU
Molecule: messenger RNA, 795 nt
Organism: Beta vulgaris subsp. vulgaris (sugar beet)
Lineage: Eukaryota; Viridiplantae; Streptophyta; Magnoliopsida; Caryophyllales; Amaranthaceae
Exons: 2
Coding region: 354-590 (78 amino acids)
Source: RefSeq, a predicted model, not a curated record